CUCGGUGGAGAAGCCAGUUGCCUGCGCAUGCUCCUUGGAGAAGUCAGUCCAAAGAUGGCGGCUUCCCUAGGAGGUAUGUUUGGGGCUCAACAACCAGGUCCCCCUCCACCGCCUCCACCUCCAGGGCCCCCAGGAAGUUCGGGACAAGUUGCGUUGCUUCCAACGGCGGCCGGAGGCCCGAGAAACUCCAAUAACACAUUAGUGGACGAGUUGGAAGCGUCUUUCGAGGCUUGUUUUGCUUCCCUGGUGAGUCAGGACUAUGUCAAUGGCACUGAUCAGGAGGAAAUUCGAACUGGUGUUGAUCAGUGUAUUCAGAAGUUUCUGGAUGUUGCAAGACAAACAGAGUGCUUUUUCCUUCAGAAAAGAUUACAACUGUCUGUCCAGAAGCCAGAACAAGUUAUCAAAGAGGAUGUCUCAGAGUUAAGAAAUGAAUUACAGAGAAAAGAAGCAUUGGUUCAGAAGCAUUUGGCAAAGCUCAGACACUGGCAACAGGUACUAGAAGAAAUCAACAUUCAACAUAAAAAGCCCACAGAAAUACCCCAAGGACCAUUGGCAUACCUUGAACAGGCAUCAGCUAAUAUUCCUGCACCCAUGAAGCAAACAUGAUUCUUUGCUGUCUACAGAAGAAUUAAACUAAGAAUUUUCUUAUUUGUAGUUUUGUUGGAAUCUGCAAACUAUUGAUGUACAAAAGUAUUUCCUUAUGUUAAAAAUUCCACUUCACCAAAUAUUUUUUCUUUUUCUAUGUACAGUUUCUUAAAGCAUAAUCCUGUAAUUUCUGAGGAAUGCAUAUUGUUUUGGUAAAUUAAAAUUAAUACUUUUUUCAGAA
Monodelphis domestica (gray short-tailed opossum) is the source of this 826-nucleotide messenger RNA. It is a transcript of the gene MED28, whose product is annotated as mediator complex subunit 28. The record is from RefSeq and is a predicted model, not a curated record. NCBI's taxonomy places the organism in Eukaryota, Metazoa, Chordata, Mammalia, Didelphimorphia, Didelphidae. Gene Ontology annotation, cellular component: mediator complex.